AGGGCACCACCACAACUAUCCCAGGGGCCAUAAUGUGAUGUUUUCCCCUGUCCCCACAUGUUAGGGGAAACUAACAAGCCCAUCCGUUAUCAGGAGACACAUGAGCACCUUUUUAUUUUUGCAUUUAACAGAAGGUUUUUUGUGACUGAAGGAUCUAGCUUUGGAAAACUCCCAAGGAGAUGGAUACAUUUAUCAGAGAUGAGCGAAGAGAUUGCUGAUGGUGAUGAAAGACUGGAUGGCAUUUUCUACCACCAACAGAGCUCACCUCAGACAAUGUCACAAGAAAAGGGACAGAUGGCGGAACCCUGGGAGGAGCAGCAGCUCGUGUUCCUGAACAACCUUACCAGAGAGACAGCUGAAAUGGGAGCUUUGUCCCAAACCAGCCAAGACUUCAAGCACCAUUCAUUCCUCAUAACUCAGGUCUCAGCUACACUUCAUCGUCAGAGAAGGAUUCACAACUAUCCUACACCAAGCUCAAUUAAGUCACAGCCUCUGACCCUUCACAUCGCUUGCCUCUCUCUGAAAUUAUCUUGCUUAUUUAUGUGUAUGUUUAUUACCCAUCUUUCCACUGGAAUCUAAGCCUUAUGAUGUCAGGCUGUUAAGAUUUCAGUCUCUGGUGAAAACAUGUCCAGGAUACCCUUUCUCCCCUUUGCCCAGCAAGAGUGGACUGAUUAAAUUUGGACCUGAGGUUUCUAUGAAUAUGAAACCGAGUUGUUCUGACUAGAGUGAGCCACGGCCUCCCAGUGCUGCCAGUUACAGGAAGUGACUUGCCUUCUCCCAUCAGCCCAAACCGGGAGCCUUUAUCACAGAACCCAAGAGUGAGGGGAGGGUCAGGCCGGUUGGACAGUGGCUGUAUCAUGGGAUGCAUCAGGAGACUUUUACGGCCCUCUCCUUUCCCUUAUAUCCCAUUGUCUUAGAUCACGUGGACUUGCCUUUUUCCUAAUGCCGCCCCCUCACCGCUCUUCAUAAUUGAGGAAAUUGUGUCAAUAAAUCGACC
This is a messenger RNA of Pongo pygmaeus (Bornean orangutan), 997 nucleotides long. Its product is annotated as BEN domain-containing protein 7-like. The transcript has 3 exons. Lineage: Eukaryota; Metazoa; Chordata; Mammalia; Primates; Hominidae. The record is from RefSeq and is a predicted model, not a curated record. The coding region runs from base 58 to 579 and encodes 173 amino acids.